Messenger RNA from Nelumbo nucifera (sacred lotus), 2142 nucleotides. RefSeq lists its product as uncharacterized. NCBI's taxonomy places the organism in Eukaryota, Viridiplantae, Streptophyta, Magnoliopsida, Proteales, Nelumbonaceae. The record is from RefSeq and is a predicted model, not a curated record.
UCUGCAAUUUCACUCGCAAAUAAACACGAGUUGCAUGCUUGGGUUCCAGUGGAAGGAGGAAGAGGAACUACUUUCCUCUUUCAAUCUUUGUCACAGCGAUCGCUGCGAGGGAGAGAGACUGCGAGCUGAAACAAGAAAUGGAUGAAGAAAGGAACAGAGCCGAGGCUCAACGAUGUAUCGAAAUCGCGGAGAAGCUACUCACGGCGCGAGAUCUCAUCGGGAGUAAGAAAUUUGCUGUCCGAGCUCAAGGGGUGGACCCACUUCUGGACGGCAUAGAUCAGAUCCUCGCCAUCGCCGACGUUCUUCUGGCUUCCGAGAAGCGGAUCAACAACCACCUGGACUGGUACGCUAUUUUGCAACUUGAUAGUCAGUCCGACGAUCUGGAGCUCAUCAGAAGAAACUACAGAAGACUUGCCUCGCUCUUGCAUCCAGACAAGAACAAGCGCGUCUUCGCCACUAACGCGUUCAAGCUCGUCGCCGAUGCUUGGACGGUGUUGUCUAAUCCAUCCAAGAAGUCUCUGUACGAUAAGGAGCUCAAUCUGUUCUCGAUUGCUUCGAAGAACGAACAACCUCGAGAGCAGCACUGCCACCAACGAAAGCAACCAGAACGACAUGAAGAAGGAGAAAUAGAAGUAGAAGAACACCCGGUUAGACGGAGCCCUAGAAAUAAGAAGCGGAAGUCACCGAGGGAGCCCAAGUCUACUUCAUUUAACGAGGGUAGGCCAGCGCUAUCGCCAUUAUUGACGACUUUCUGGACUGCAUGCCCUUAUUGUUAUAAUCUCUACGAGUACCCUAAGGUUUAUGAAGAAUGUUCUCUUAGGUGUCAGAAUUGUCGAAGGGCGUUUCAUGCCGCUAUGGUUCUCUCUCCUCCUCCUGUCGCUCCGGGAAAGGAGGUUUAUUACUGUUGUUGGGGUUUCUUCCCUUUGGGGUUCUCGUUGCCCAAUUUAGAUUCUACUAAAAAUGCAAGCUUUCCCAAUUGGAUGCCUUUCUCUCCGAUGGUCGCUCCCCCUGCUCAACCGUCAGAGGGGAAACGGAACAAGAGAGCACCCAAUACUAGUUUAGGUGUUGAAGAUGUUUCCGAUGAAUGCGAUUUGUCUCCUGACACCAACAUUAGAAAAAAGGGGAGAACCGCCGAUGUCAAGGAGAAAGCUUCGACGAUUAAGAAACCUGGGGGAUUGCGGACGGAUAAUGCAAACAGGGGAAAUGAUUACUCUUCGGGGCCAAUGAGAAAGGAUUGUCAGGGUUCUCAAGAUGGAAAUGUAGCUCGAAGAGGUAAGCAGACAGAGGUGCCCAAAGUUGCAUCACCUCAGAAGAAGAGAAAGAAAAAGAUGGUGGCAAAGAAAACAAAGAAGCAGAUGCGCAAAAGCUCACCCAGUAAGAAGGUCGAAAGAAAAUCACCCCAAGAAACUGAGAAAGGGGAUUUGAAUGAAGAGUUGAGGAAUGAGGUAGAAAAGUCUACACCUGCAACGGGUGAAAGCACAGACACAGGAACCAAAGAUGAAGAUCCAGGGGUUGGCUUUUUUGAGGGACUUGACGAUAUCAUUGGCAGUCUGCCAAUUCUCUCUGUUGUAGAGGAUAACAAGGUUGAUGGUGCGGGGGUGUAGAACGCCUGAUGUUUAUAUUUGUAACAUUUUGGAUAGUCUGAAAGACAAGCAAUCAGAAGAUGCCGCUGACUGGAUGGCUAUUUUUGAUAACCUGAUGAUGGGCAGUCUGCAAAUACUUUCUUCUGUAGAGCAUGGAAAAUUGAAGAUUCAGGAAGAUUUUAUCUUCAUCCUUUUCUGCUUUUGCUGGGAUACAUAGGCAGGUGGAGACUCUGGUGCGUCACUGGAACCACGAGUAAGAAAUCACAGUGAAUCAGCAUCAGCACUCGGCAGGACCAAUGGAAAGCGAAAAAACUACAACAAUGAAUCGCCAACUCGGCCGAUUCAUGUCCCCAGCUUUUAAAACAUUUCUUAGUGGCAGAAGGCGUUUGACGACUACACGGCCAACUGAUUGAAGUAGAAUAGGAGAAUGGAAAGACUGAAAGGGAUCCUUGGGGGGCCUAAGGGACCGAGUCCUGUUUUUGGGGCCCGCAUAAUUGAACAGGGGAUAUGGUUCUCACAGGGCAAGGUUCAAAACAUCGAUAUGCCUGAUACGCUGGUA